This is a messenger RNA of Torulaspora globosa, 1164 nucleotides long. RefSeq lists its product as uncharacterized. Lineage: Eukaryota; Fungi; Ascomycota; Saccharomycetes; Saccharomycetales; Saccharomycetaceae. Bases 1 to 1164 code for a protein of 387 amino acids. The transcript has a single exon. The record is from RefSeq and is a predicted model, not a curated record.
AUGGCAGCCGGGUUCUCUUUUGCUGGGGAGUUGCCGAUCGAGCUGCCUGGGCGAGCGCCCGCAGCAGUGGAAGGAAAACCCGAGGUGGUGGCAGCGAGGAAUGCGUGUGUGAGUGCGAUUGCGAGCGAUGGAGGCGACGUUUUGUCACGGAUUGAUGUGCUGUUGGGCUAUGCGGGCGAAAUCUUGGGCCUUGAUGGGACUGAGCAGGCGCUGGAGUGCGAGGUGGCCGUCGCCGUGGUGGAUGUGGCGUAUCUGGAGCAGGAGCUGUCGCUGGAGAUGCUGGAGCGGGCGUAUGGGUCGCCGCUGGCGGACUCUGCGUGGGGAAGCAGUGGUGCUUGUCUGAAGAGAGGCGUUGGGCUGCUGCAGUUUGUCGAACAGCAGCAUAUGCAGGCGUUCGGCGCUGAGGCGAGGCAGAACCUGUUCAGACUCAUCAAUACGUUGAAGCUGGAGCUUCAGUUUCUGCAGCAGAUGAGCGUGGUGGUGCUGUCGCUGUCGAAACUGCGAUCGAAGGUCUACAGCGGUCGGAGGGACGCGGUGCUGGACUUCCGGGACCACGACGUCGCGCAGUUGGCCACUAACAGUUCGCUGUAUGCGAAAUUGGUCAUUGGUUGCUACAACACGGCUACGAAAUGCUCAGCGAGCACUGUUGUCAAUAAGCCCUUGGUGAGCUAUCUCAACUGUUUGACGUUUCUUCUGCUGUCGUUGGACCAGUACUCCAAGGACCAGUGUGGCGUGGCGCUUGGCAUGGUGGACCAGGCAAUACGGUAUCUGUCGCAGAUCGUGCCUGCGGAUCGCUUGAGCGACUCGAUCCUGGCCAGCAGGAAGAAAACGGACUUCUUGAAGAAUGCGAUCGGAAAAAGGACCAAGAAUCCAAGAAAAACCCUUCGCUGGAUCAGGCGAUCCAGGAGGGAGGAACUGAUACCCGUGCUGGCUUUGACCUUGGACGAUUUUGUGAUCCCGCUUGCGCAGUUGCUGCGCUACAGAUAUCAACAGAUGAACGAAAAACUAGCGUACCAGAAAGUGGAGGCUGACGAGGCCACCUUGAGGAAGCUGUUCCCCCGAGGUAAAGCUCCCGAGUUGAAGGGUUCGCAGUGGUUCUUUAAUCGUGAGACCUCCAGGUUGCAGGAAGUGGCUUCGCCGUCAGCAGCAGCUGGUUACUAUUAA